AGCAUACGAAGCAUAAGAAUUUGAUAUUUGCACUAAUAUACAAAUUAAUAUACAAACAUGUGGUUCAACUAAUUAAAUUCCAGCGGACUUGAUUCUUUAUCGCAAUUCCCUAACAAGAAUGUAAAUAGAAAGUAAACAUUUGCUUAAUUUGCUGAUAGAAUCAGUUUAAUAUAACGGAAACAACGAUGGCAGGUAAUUCAGACUGAUUAUCGCCGUUUCGUUGUCGUUUUCUUAUCAUGAACCCGAUUCGAAUCUAGAUAAAGAUGAAGAAAAUUCAGUUGGCUGACGAUUCUCUAGGGUAGUUGCAUUUGCAAUCCUCGAGUUCGCUUUAACAGGAUUAGCAUUUCUCGAUGCUUUUGUUUUCGAGUAAUUCUGUAGCCAAGAAUAUAACUAGUUAAGUAACUAACAUAAGUAUCUAGAUAAAAAAGAUAUAAACAUUAUGUAUAUAGUUACUUAUCACGAUUGAUAUAAAGCUAAAUUUUAUAUAAAUGUUAUCGUACAAUUUCUAUUUCUAAGAUUUCAACCUGAUCAUUUUAUCAACGUGAUAACACAAUUAAAGAAGAUAAUUUCAUAUAAAAUAUACCUUUUUGUCACGAAUUUACGAUUACACAUAAAAAUGUUUCUUUGAUGCUUUUUCGGACAUGUUAAGUUGUGUUUUUUUCUUUGUAAAAUAUAAUAUAUGUAUAAUGUCAACUUCACUGUCAAGUUUUAAAUCGUUACCAUAUGUAUCAAUAUAAUUGCUACACAUACAUGUAUCACAAAUGUUGCGUUUUGGAAUUACAAUUUUUUAAUAAUUAUAUGUAUGUAAUAUCGCAAUUUUAAUGAAGCAUAAUUAUCAUGAUCAAUUAACGAUUAUAUAACACGACUGACUUCAAAAGUGCUAUUGGCACGAAACUGUCUACUUUGUGUUGCUCCAUUGCUUUAAUUAUGAUAUUCACGAUUGGAGUACGUUCGUGAUUCUCCAUCAGCAAUCAUGAGCCAAACAUUGCUCUUGUCAUCUAUAAUUGCAGUUUGCCACGGGAAACUCAAGCUCGCUAUUUUAUCAUAUCAUGCAAUCUAUACAGAAGAGCAACACGUGGACGGAUAGUCGCGAGCACCGUUUGCCGAGAGCACGACGAUCAGUAUAAAGUAGAUAAUAAUCGUCUUCGUUGAUGAUGGUGCCGUCAUCCAGAGAGUCACAUUCGCUGUUAUCAUUCGCGCAAGUAACGAUGGCGCCGAACUUUUCAACCUUCGGAUAUAUACAUUUCCUCACGUCUGUGUUGUUGUUCGUCGAGAUACAAGAUAAUCCCACGUGUUUGAAUUGUGGAAAUAUUCUGAUAAGCGACAAGUCGCACGAGUGAUUAUUUGAUUCUUAACCAGUACACAGCAAGUAUCUUACCUGUUUGGUUGUGACACCUGAAAGAGGAGAAAAGUGGAAGAGUAGUAGAAUAAAAUGAUAUUUUGAGAGUUUAAGUAAGAAAUUAAAUGAGUUUGAAAAAAAAACGAAAGAAAAUUGAAAUACUAUGAGAGAAAUGGUCGAAUAUUUAUAAACAGAAUUUGCACAAUUUGCUAACAAUUUUUCUGUUCAUGUAAACUUUUAAUUAAUUUGAAAAUAUUAAAUCCUUGGGUUCUUCUGAUUAAAGAGAAAGAGAGAGAGAAGGAAAGAGAAAUUCUUAGUACUGAAGAUGGUCACUUCCAUAUGUCUGCGAUUUCAGUGACGUAUUGUUUUCUGUAUUUAUCUUCUGGAUGAUAAACGAAAAAGGAAAAUAUCCAAGCUAAAGGAAACGAGGGUGGCCACGGAAAAGUACACAAGUUUUAUCUUCAUCAAGCCUCAACGAGGGUGGAGAAAGCGCAUUAAAGUAAUCAUGUGAUAACUAAUUGUUCGUGAGUGCUGGUGUCUCAGACGCGUCUCGAAGAUCGCUGUGAUAUUUUCAUAAAAUUAACAAUCAGUAUCGAAUAACUGGUAACAAGAACUUUUAAACAAAAGAUUAGAAGGUUGCAUGAAUAUAAGUGAAUAAAUAUCGAGGAGUGUUAAAAUUUUUAAAAUUUUUAACUAUAAUAUUUGUGAUUUAUUAAUAACAUCAAAUAGAAAAGAGUGUUCAUUAGUGCUUAAAUCGAAUUUGAGAAUUCGAAGGAGAGCCAAGUAUUUCUGUUUAGUUAAUAAUCAUGAUAAAAGAAUGAAUAAAACUGGUGAUGACAACAAUUAUUGAAUUAUUGAAGAAUUAGACUUAGCAACAGAGUGUGAAGUUUUUAUAGUUUAAUAAAUAAUUUAAUAAAUACUUCAGUUUUAAUUUCAUUAAUAAAAAGCGUCCAACGCUGUAUAAAAAUACAAUCUGUGAGUGAUAUUAAGACAUGUUGAAUUCUGCGAUGGAAUCCGAAUACUUCGAGACCUCAUGGAAAAUCAAGGUUGUACAAAUCCGUAGAUGGUUGAAAACUCUCUUUCAAAGUGCGAUAGAUCGAUGUUACAAACCCAAGAAGAAGGGCUAUACCAGAUUUCUCACUGACGAAGAGCGGAGUUGGCUGGUCUCCACCGAGUACGACAUAUCCCGCCGGCUUGCAAUACCUUAUGAACCUUGAUUACCUUUUCGUGAACCAGAAAAUUGAGUUGCUUCAAGCUUUUACUGGAUGGGAGACUAAGAACAGGUACACCAUUACAAAUCUUAAUGGCGAGACGGUAUUCUACGUGGCUGAAGAAUCGGACGUUUGUGCACGAUUGUGCUUGAGCAAGUACCGUCCCUGUGAAUUUGAUAUCUUCGACCAAAACCGGCAGCAAAUUCUUCGCAUAGUACGACCCUUCAGGUGCGACAGUUGUUGUUGUCCGUGCUAUUUACAGACUAUAGAAGUAUAUUCUGGAAGUACUCUGUUGGGCAGUGUUACUCAAGAAUGGAGUCUUUGGCGACCAACAUUCUAUAUUCGCGAUGCUUCUGGCGAACCGGUAUUAACAAUAAAAGGACCAAUCCUUCGGUUUUGCAUAGACGUUAGCUUCAAGGUCAAAUCUAUGGAUGAGAAGCAUCGCGUCGGUGUAAUCCAGAAACAAUGGAGCGGGUUUGGUCGAGAACUCUUCACCGUCUCUGAUAUGUUUGGUAUUAGUUUCCCGCGCGAUCUUGAUGUGAAAAUAAAGGCCGUACUGCUGGGAGCAGCUCUUUUGAUAUUGGAAAGAAGCUUACACGAAUCAGCACAGCUUUGUCCGAAAAAUCUGAAAUGCUUAUGGUAUAACCAAAAUUUAUAUCCAUACAUUGAAGAACGAAGUACGACAUGUAUUUGGCAGAAUAAGAACACAACGGUAUACGUAAUGUGUAUGUCUUUUUAUUUUCGUGUUUCAUUACUUGUAUUUCGUACAUUUGGUUGUCGAGUCGGCUGAUAGUACACUGUCUAUAUGCCGCAGCGUUUGGCUCGCGUGUUUCGUAGUGCGUGUAAUAUUUUCGUCGCGCAGAUGUUCUUCCUGUUGACUCACUCACGUAGUAAAAAAGAGAAUGAAAAAACGUGAAUACGUUGCUCCACUCCAUUCGCAGCACCAGACUAGAAAACCGCCAAGUACCGGCAAACGGCACUCUCGACUCUUUCAGGUUCCGUUACGGAUCGUAAUACGGACAAUUAAAUAUCGUCGUUGAAUGAAUAUUCCUUAAACAGCGACUUCUUCCCUCAUUUUUUUUUCUUAUCUCGUUUUAAUCACGACAAUCACGACGAAUCGCAAGGGACUAGCACUAGAGCAUUACUAAGUGUGUGUGAGAACGCGCGUGACUAUGUAUCAUCGGUAACGAAUAUAUAUGUAUAUAUAAAAGCAAUUGCGACAAAAGAAAGUUAAACAAAAUUUGCAAAUACACUACAUCCAAGAAAGGUUCUCUCAAUUUUUCAAAAUUACGCAC
Molecule: messenger RNA, 3845 nt
Organism: Ooceraea biroi (clonal raider ant)
Lineage: Eukaryota; Metazoa; Arthropoda; Insecta; Hymenoptera; Formicidae
Product: phospholipid scramblase 1
Biological process (GO): plasma membrane phospholipid scrambling
Cellular component (GO): plasma membrane
Molecular function (GO): phospholipid scramblase activity
Source: RefSeq, a predicted model, not a curated record